AUGCGGCUUGGGCUGUGUGUGGUGGCCCUGGUUCUGAGCUGGAUGCAUCUCGCUGCCGGCAGCCGGGGGAUCAAGGGGAAGAGGCAGAGGCGGAUCAGUGUGGAGGGGAGCCAGGCCUGUGCCAAAGGUUGUGAGCUCUGCUCUGAGGUCAACGGCUGCCUCAAGUGCUCGCCCAAGCUGUUCAUCCUGCUGGAGAGGAACGACAUUCGCCAGGUGGGCGUCUGCUUGCCUUCCUGCCCACCUGGAUACUUCGAUGCCCGCAACCCCGACAUGAACAAGUGCAUCAAGUGCAAGAUUGAGCACUGUGAGGCCUGCUUCAGCCACAACUUCUGCACCAAGUGUAAGGAGAACUUGUACCUGCACAAGGGCCGCUGCUAUCCGGCCUGUCCCGAGGGCUCAGCGGCCGCCAACGGCACCAUGGAGUGCAGCAGUCCUGCACAAUGUGAAAUGAGCGAGUGGUCCUUGUGGGGGCAAUGCUCCAAGAAGAAGAGGCUCUGUGGCUUCCGGAGGGGCUCCGAGGAGCGGACUCGAAGGGUGCUCCAUGCCCCUGGUGGGGACCACGCCGUCUGCUCCGACACCAAGGAGACCCGCAGGUGCACAGUGCGGAGGACGCCCUGUCCCGAGGGACAGAAGAGGAGGAAAGGGGGCCGGGGGGAGAACGCCAACAGGAACCUGAGCAGGAAGGAGAGCAAGGAGGUGGGUGCCGGCGCUCGGAGACGCAAGGGCCAGCAACAGCCGCAGCACCAAGGGACAGUGGGGCCGGUCACGCCUGCGGGGUCCACCUAGGGACAUUCGUCACCUCCAGGCCCUCACAGAAAGAGUCCAGCGCUGCUCU
Messenger RNA from Neomonachus schauinslandi (Hawaiian monk seal), 835 nucleotides. RefSeq names its product R-spondin 1 (gene RSPO1). The record is from RefSeq and is a predicted model, not a curated record. Bases 1 to 786 code for a protein of 261 amino acids. NCBI's taxonomy places the organism in Eukaryota, Metazoa, Chordata, Mammalia, Carnivora, Phocidae. The transcript is spliced from 5 exons.